GAAAAUGAUUGUUGUUUGGUGAUUGUACAUUUACAUAAAAGUUACUUAAAUAAUAAGAUGACAAUGGAACCUUGUUCUAAUAAACUGUAUGCAGUGUGAUUGUAUCCGAUAUGAGUAGAACUUAAUGGCGGGUAACUUGGUCAUGAACGUCAUCUCCAGAUUAAUCUCUACACGAAUGAGAUAACGCUGAAAUGAUAACGAAUUCUUUAGGAUUUAUAAGUAUCUGCGUCGUAUUUUUUAUAGUUAUUUUAAGAAGAAUUUAAUUGGAAGAGGGCCAUGUCGUGUAGUGUUAAGUGUUUAUUAUGAUAACCAGCUCAAGUUUGAUUACAUCAUGACUUGGAACCCUUUGAAAAGAAAUCAUCUGACACAACGUCCCAAUCCAGCACCACCUCUUCUUUCUCACGAAGAAGACAGAGACUUGGAUGUUGCUGUUCAGAAACUCAUUUACGUCGAGGAGUCUAUCAGGAAGAUGACCAAAGAAAUGAAGAAGUACCUGGAAAUUGUAAGUCAGUUGGACCGUGUUGAUCAACGUCUGAGUAUGAAUUUAAGUACCAGUGGACUGGCACAUGUAAGCGACGAAUUUCGUAGGAUAGUUGAAGAAUAUCACUCUGUUACCACACAGGUAGGUAAAAAUGUGCAAGAGAUGACAGCCCUCUGUCAAAAAACCUUUCUGGAGCCCUUGAAGAAACUUCGAGACGAAUUUGUAUAUAUUGCUGCUGCUGUAGCAAAGCGUGAGGAGCUUGUUACUAUUUGGAAGACUGCUUAUCAGCGAAUGAAAAGAUUAGAGAUGAAGAAGGAGAGAACCGGUACCCACAUAGCAAAGUUAGAACGUGAACGAAGAACAGAAGAAGCUGCUGCAAAGGACCUCAGGACUGUGCACGCUCAGCUCCUUUCAGAACUACCUGCAUUCCUUGACAAGAGAUUGGAGUACAUCAAACCCAGUGUACAUGCUCUUAUAAUGAUUCAGCUAAAUUACUAUGGAAACACUACAAGAUUAUUUACACAGUUAAUGCCUGUUGAAAAUUCACGAGUUUCACCAGGAAGUGCGACGAUGUCUGACACAGAAUUUGACAAAAUAAUCUCGACAGAAUUAUCACGAAUACGAGAUUUAACCAUUGUGAAGGACGACUGAACCUACCACUUUAAAUUUAUGAAUUGUAAUAAAGAUACGUAAGUGAUAAUUGUGAGAUUAUAGUGGACUAUAAGGUAAA
Molecule: messenger RNA, 1211 nt
Organism: Cephus cinctus (wheat stem sawfly)
Lineage: Eukaryota; Metazoa; Arthropoda; Insecta; Hymenoptera; Cephidae
Product: bridging integrator 3
Exons: 4
Coding region: 332-1132 (266 amino acids)
Biological process (GO): actin cortical patch localization; endocytosis; plasma membrane tubulation
Cellular component (GO): cytoplasm; actin cortical patch
Molecular function (GO): protein binding; lipid binding
Source: RefSeq, a predicted model, not a curated record